Danio aesculapii is the source of this 4731-nucleotide messenger RNA. RefSeq names its product insulin receptor substrate 2a (gene irs2a). Gene Ontology annotation, molecular function: insulin receptor binding; phosphatidylinositol 3-kinase binding. Gene Ontology annotation, cellular component: plasma membrane; cytosol. Gene Ontology annotation, biological process: insulin receptor signaling pathway. The transcript is spliced from 2 exons. Bases 199 to 3267 code for a protein of 1022 amino acids. NCBI's taxonomy places the organism in Eukaryota, Metazoa, Chordata, Actinopteri, Cypriniformes, Danionidae. The record is from RefSeq and is a predicted model, not a curated record.
GCGUCUACGUCACAUGUUGUUUUUUGCUUUAGCUCACUCGGUCACUCUGAGCGAGGAGUUGCUUGUGGAGAACUACAGACAUUGCAUGGUGAAAUUACGCUGAAAUCUUCAGUAAUCGGUUAAGUUUUUCUUGUUUUUUUUUUUUUUUUACGAAUGGAUAAGUUUUGGAAACUGAGUAAAUAAACUGUAAACGCAAGUAUGGCAAGUCCGCCUCUUAAAGGGGGACCCUCGUUAUCAAACAGCAACAACAUUCAUUCAAACAACAUACGAAAACAUGGAUAUCUCAAGAAGCAAAAGCACGGACAUCGGCGCUAUUUUGUUUUGAAAGACACGAGCGACGGACUGCCAGCGCGCCUGGAAUACCACGAGAAUGAAAAGAAAUGGAAAAACAAGUCAGCUCCAAAAAGAGUGAUAUUCCUCGACUCUUGUUUGAGCAUAAACAAGCGCGCUGACGCGAAGCACAGAUAUUUGAUAGCCCUCUAUACCAAGGACGAAUAUUUUGCUGUGGCUGCGGAGAAUGAGCAAGAACAGGAGAGCUGGUACGGAGACUUGGCUGAUUUAUUAAGUAAAGGAAAAGUGUGUGACAGCUCCGUUUCUAGUUCGGCAUCCUCUCUGGUGGGCUUUGACGAGGGAAAUUACGGAAUGAUUACACCGGUGAAUGCUGCUUAUAAAGAGGUAUGGCAAGUGAAUCUUAAAGCAAAGGGACUUGGGCAGAGCAGGAAUAUCACUGGAGUUUUUAGGCUGUGUUUAACAAGUCGGACUAUUAGUUUUGUGAAACUUAACUCUGAGGUGGCAUCAGUUACCCUACAGUUGAUGAAUAUUCGUAGGUGUGGACACUCUGAUAGCUUUUUCUUUAUUGAAGUGGGAAGAUCAGCCUCUACUGGACCCGGAGAACUGUGGAUGCAAGCAGACGAUUCUGUGGUGGCGCAAAAUAUACAUGAGACCAUUUUAGAAGCUAUGAAAGCAAUGAAAGAGCUGUCAGAGUUCAGACCCCGCAGCAAAAGCCAGUCGUCAGGAUCAAACCCCAUUUCUGUACCCACUCGUCGGAACCUAAACAAUUUACCCCCAAGUCAAACAGGGCUAGUGAGGAGGUCAAGGACGGACAGUACAGCAGCCACAUCUCCCGUCACCAAAUUUUCUUCUUGUCGAAUACGGACUGCAAGCGAAGGAGAAGGUACCAUGGUCAGGCCAGUCUCUAUAUCAGUAUCUGAGAAUGGAAGCCCAACGACUGUUGGCCGGAACCACAUGAGUAGAUCUAAUACAGUUUCAGUAGGCUGUCGGACAUCAGAACCAUUACUGCUUAAUCACAGCAGGUCCAUGUCUAUGACCAUGUACCACUCUCCCCCAUCUGUUGUAAGUCCACUAAGUUUGUCUUCAAUCAGUAUGAAUGAUUCUAUCUCAAACACAGCACACAGACCUUCCAGCUGUAGUGGUUCUGUUUCUGGGUCACCAAAUGAUAUUGGCUUUUUAUCAUGUGAGGAUUACAGUUCUAGCCCCGGGGAUGUGAGGUACAACCUAUCAAACAGGAGUGACACUCCUUCUUCUCUGUCCAGCACACCACCCUCACGAGAAGCCAGUGAGCUACAUAGUUAUAUGGUGAUGGACAGGCCAUCCAACUUCUCCCAGAACAAGACUGGCAGAGACAUGUUGGAUGUGGAGACAUACAGGAAGAGGACAUAUUCUCUAACAACCCCGCGGCAGCAGAUGGCACACUCCCAGCUAUCUUCAGCAUCACUUGAUGAAUACAUGUUGAUGAGGGCUGCGAACAGCCAUUCUGGACGAAGCACAAACUCUGCCUCUCCUAAGGUCUCAUAUCCAGAAGAUUAUGGGGACAUUGAGAUAGGUUCUAACGGUAAUAUGGGUGAUGAUGGCUACAUGCCAAUGACACCAGGCAUGGCACCUCAGUGUGCAAAAAAUGACCACUACAUGCCAAUGAGUCCCAUGAGUGUUUCAGCACCCAAGCAGAUCAUUAACCCGAGAUCUCAUCCACAGUCUACAGGCAGUGGCUGCACAGCUAACUCACCCAGCAGUGGAUCUCUAGAGGACAGUGGGUACAUGAAAAUGUGGUCCGGAUCCAAGUUUUCACUGGAGAGCUCAGAUGGCAAAGCAGCGAAUGGAGAAUAUAUGAAUAUGUCACCUGUUGACACAUCCAUCUCACCCACACUACCAGAAUAUUUUAUGGGUCAGUGUGAGCCAACACAACGGCCCUCCCCAACUCAAAGUAUUCGCUUCAAUAAGCAACAGGUGCCUAAAAGAGUAGAUGAUAACCAGUAUGUUUUCAUGAGUCCUCAGAACCAAAAUCAAGCAGAAGAGGCCCACAGCAUUUCUUCUCUGCCCCCCCUCCAUCGCGCUGAUGGAAUGGCACAGAGAUCAAAGGUCAACAGGCCCAAUAGGUUAUCUCUGGACACUCUAAGGAUGCUUCCAAGGAUGACUGAACAUCCUCUACCAUGUGAGCCUAAAAGCCCUGGAGAGUACAUAAACAUAGACUUUGCUGCUGCUACACAGUACUCUUCUCAAUCUAUGGUCUCUGGGGAAAGCCAGGCCUCACUGUCCAGCCUCAGACAGGGAUCUCCGCUCUCAGACCACAUGAACCUCAACCAGAGUUCACACUUUCCUAAACUGUGUGAAAUGAGUAGUCCCCUCAUUGGACUGCCAGAGCUGGCCGAAUGCCCAUGCCCACCUGAUGAUGGGACUUGUUUUCUCAAUGAACGGAGAAACUCACCAUGCCCCUCUGUAUCAGAAAAAGGUAAUUACACUGAGAUGAAUUUCAGCAGUGGUUCCCUUGAAAAUCAAAGGCUUAACCUGGGCAACCAGGGGGUUUCAAAAGGAAUUGGCGCUUUCUUGUUAGCUGCCUCCUCUGUAGAUCCAAACGGAGGAGCAAAGGUGAUUCGAGCAGACCCCCAGGGCCGGAGACGGCAUAGCUCUGAGACCUUUUCAUCCACCACCACAGUUGCACCCGUCUUUCCUUCUUUUGCACACAAUGUUAAGCGACACAGCUCGGCCUCAGUAGAGAACAUCUCGGUACGAAGCAGUGAAGGUUCUGAUGAGGAGUACGAGUCUCCUAUGUGCCAAGAAAUGUCAGCUGGUUAUCAGAAUGGGCUUAACUACAUUGCCUUAAAUCUCAUGGAGAAACAAGAGACUGGCAAUUGUGAAAAUCUUGUGGGCUUUAAGACUGGCAGUUGUUGUAAAGCAGGAAUAAAUGGAUUACAAACAACUCCAUAUGUGUGUCUAGGAUUCAAAGAAACUGCAACCACUGUACAAGACUGAGCAAGAAGCAGAGGUUACUCCUAAUGCUGAGGGAAAAUGGAAGCUCAACCAUUAACUGGACUAAACUGGUCUGGCCUGGACUAUGCUGCUGUAAAUGAACCGUGACCUUUGCACCUCAUCUUAAAGCUGAACGUCGGAUGGAUGUGUUGUGAUUACUCCUACAAGGCCAAUGUGUUACUCCUGUUUUUCCAAUCUGCAUCAAUUUUUAAGCUGCUGCUCUUUUGUCAUGAAAUGUCAUGUAAUGAACUUUUAUUGUUGUUGAUGUGAAAACUUUGUUUAAUUCUGAAAACAUAUUACAUUGUUUUAUUUUGCAAUUUGUAAACUUAUUUACCUGACCUAAACAUCCUGACGGUACCAUUUGCCCUGUUGUACGAAUUGCCACGUGUGUCAUUUUAGUUAUUUAAAAAGAUUAGAUUUAAAAGAAAUCUAUAAGUCCUCCCCGAAAAAAUGAUUUGUACUAAUGCACGUGUUUCAGAAGAGAUAAACAAUCAUUUUAAUUUGAAUGUUCUCAUAUGACCAAUGCCUUACUCUCUUUGUUGACAAAUUUAUGACUUCUUAUCUGGACUUAAACAAUGAAAACAUUUAUUAUAUUAACUCUAUUUUUCUAAAUAUUUAGUUUAUUAAAUAAUCACUUAUUAAGUUGCUACGUCAGAGCCCUUUCUUGAUAUGGAGAAUGUCUUGCCACUUUCUUACAGCAGAUGUGGUUACUGCACAAAUUAUUUAAUAUUUACUCAAAUGUUAUAUUUAUGACCAUGGUCAAUCUUUUGCUCCUAUUUUUCCACAGAUUAAUUGUCACCUAAAUCUUGGCUAUUUGUUGUACAUCUGCCUCAUUUCAUAUGAAUAUAUUUGGAAUUGUAAUAUAAUGAAUGCUAACAGUGACUGCUUCCCAUUCCCAUAGCAUGUUGCCAGUUAACUUGCCGAGAUUAAAAACAUAUUCACUCGACUGUACAGAUGCACAGAGCUUUUAACAACAGAAAAUGCUAUAAAAAGCUGUUUUCGACAGAGAAAGACAAUCUUGUUCUGAAAUUUUUAAAUAAAAUAUUGUUCAAAUAACCCAAAUGACAUUGAAUAAUCACUUUAAAAUUAACAAUUUCUUUCUAUAAUUUUUCCGAUAGAAAAUAAACACAUUUAGUAAUCAGACUACUUCAGAAAUGCUGUUAAUUUCCGUACAAUGAUUACAGUUGAAUAGUUGAUGCGGGUCUUAAAUUGCUCACUUUGUCUUUGGCAGUGAUUGUAACAUGACACAUCUGAAUGUAGAGCACACAACCCUCUUAUACAGUGUGAGUGACCCAAAUAGUGGGGCUGAUAAAAAAAUUGAUCACAACAGGAGUGAUUCGUAGAUAUUGUCUGCUUUUCCCUGAAUGUGGUGAACUAAAUACAAAGCUGUGACCUGCUUAACAUGUUUUCUGCAUUCAACGCAAUAGUCUCAUAAAAAUACAAAGCAAACUACAUCUAUAUAUAUAU